This is a messenger RNA of Rhincodon typus (whale shark), 5808 nucleotides long. It is a transcript of the gene xpo7, whose product is annotated as exportin 7. The record is from RefSeq and is a predicted model, not a curated record. The transcript has 28 exons. Gene Ontology annotation, biological process: protein export from nucleus. Gene Ontology annotation, molecular function: nuclear export signal receptor activity; small GTPase binding. Lineage: Eukaryota; Metazoa; Chordata; Chondrichthyes; Orectolobiformes; Rhincodontidae. Gene Ontology annotation, cellular component: nuclear pore; cytoplasm. The coding region runs from base 153 to 3416 and encodes 1087 amino acids.
ACGCUGUCACGCAGGCGCGCCGGGGAGAGCCGGCCGCCGGCGCCUGGCGCAGGCGCACGGGCAGCGGAGCCCUGUGUCGGGCCGGGCGCUCGGCGAGCGGGAGAGAGGUAGUGCGCAGGCGCGUCGCCGCGGCCGAGCAUGAAUGGAGGAAAAUGGCGGAUCAUGUGCAGAGCUUAGCCCAACUAGAGAUACUGUGCAAACAGCUCUAUGAAACUACUGACACAUCGACCCGCCUGCAGGCAGAAAAGGCCCUGGUUGAGUUCACCAACAGCCCAGACUGUCUGAGCAGAUGCCAAUUGCUGUUGGAAAGAGGAAGUUCGUCAUAUUCACAGUUGUUGGCGGCAACCUGUCUUACAAAGCUUGUGUCACGAACGAAUAACCCCUUGCCUUUAGAACAACGCACUGACAUACGAAACUAUGUCUUGAAUUACUUGGCAACUAGGCCCAAGCUGGCAAACUUUGUAACGCAGGCUCUCAUCCAGCUGUUUGCUAGAAUCACCAAACUGGGCUGGUUCGACUGCCAGAAGGAUGAGUACGUGUUCAGGAAUGUCAUUGCAGAUGUCACGCGAUUCUUGCAGGACAGUGUUGAGCACUGUAUUAUAGGAGUAAUGAUUCUUUCUCAAUUAACCAAUGAAAUAAACCAAGCUGACACUACACAUCCGCUGACAAAACAUAGGAAAAUUGCAUCGUCAUUUAGAGACACAUCACUAUUUGAUAUCUUCACACUCUCGUGCAAUUUACUAAAGCAGGCAUCUGGAAAAAGCUUCAAUCUGAAUGAUGAAAGCCAGCAUGGGCUUCUCAUGCAGCUUCUCAAACUGGCUCACAACUGCCUCAACUUUGACUUCAUUGGCACAUCAACGGAUGAGUCCUCAGAUGACCUCUGUACUGUCCAGAUUCCAACCAGCUGGAGGUCAGCUUUCCUGGAUUCAUCAACUCUACAGUUGUUUUUCGAUUUGUACCAUUCCAUCCCUCCAUCGCUGUCCCCUCUGGUGUUAUCUUGUUUAGUACAAAUUGCUUCUGUCCGAAGAUCGCUAUUUAACAACGCAGAAAGAGCCAAGUUUCUUUCGCACUUAGUGGAUGGAGUGAAGAGGAUAUUAGAAAAUCCACAGGGGUUGUCUGAUCCGAACAACUACCAUGAGUUCUGCAGGUUAUUGGCUCGGUUAAAGAGUAACUACCAGCUGGGAGAGCUGGUGAAAGUGGAAAACUAUCCUGAAGUCAUCCGGCUGGUUGCUAACUUCACAGUAACCAGUCUUCAGCACUGGGAGUUUGCCCCUAACAGUGUACACUACCUGCUGAGCUUGUGGCAACGUUUGGCUGCUUCUGUACCUUAUGUCAAAGCCACAGAACCGCACAUGCUGGAAACAUAUACACCGGAAGUCACUAAAGCUUACAUCACCUCCAGACUCGAAUCAAUCCACAUCAUUCUGAGGGAUGGUUUGGAAGAUCCUCUUGAUGACACUGGUCUAGUUCAGCAACAGCUGGACCAACUGUCCACUAUUGGCCGCUGUGAAUAUGAGAAGACAUGUGCUCUCUUGGUGCAGCUCUUUGAUCAGUCGGCUCAGACGUACCAGGAGUUACUGCAGAGUGCAAAUGCCAGCGCCAUCGACAUAGCUGUGCAGGAAGGUCGAUUGACAUGGCAAGUGUACAUUAUUGGGGCAGUGAUUGGGGGCCGAGUUUCCUUUGCGAGUACAGAUGAACAGGAUUCCAUGGAUGGCGAACUUGUUUGUCGCGUUUUACAGCUGAUGAACCUGACUGAUUCUCGACUGGCUCAAGCAGGCAACGAGAAGCUGGAACUGGCAAUGCUGAGUUUCUUUGAGCAGUUUCGCAAGAUUUACAUCGGAGAUCAGGUUCAAAAGUCCUCCAAGUUGUACCGCAGACUGUCUGAGGUCCUGGGGCUCAAUGAUGAGACAAUGGUCCUGAGUGUUUUCAUUGGAAAAAUAAUUACCAACCUGAAGUUCUGGGGAAGGUGCGAACCAAUAACUUCAAAGACGCUUCAGCUGCUGAAUGAUCUCUCUAUUGGAUACAGCAGUGUGAGGAAGCUGGUGAAACUCACUGCUGUUCAGUUCAUGCUGAACAAUCACACAAGCGAACACUUCUCGUUCCUGGGCAUCAAUAACCAAUCAAACCUGAGUGACAUGCGUUGCCGCACCACCUUCUACACAGCACUUGGACGCUUGCUUAUGGUUGAUCUAGGUGAGGACGAAGACCAGUUUGAGCAGUUCAUGCUCCCUUUAACAGCAGCAUUUGAAACAGUGGCACAGAUGUUUAAUUCCAACACGUUCAAUGAGCAAGACGCUAAGCGAACGCUCGUUGGCCUCGUGAGAGAUCUGAGGGGAAUUGCCUUUGCCUUUAAUGCUAAGACCAGCUUUAUGAUGCUGUUUGACUGGAUCUAUCCCACGUACAUGCCUAUACUACAGCGUGUUGUGGAACUUUGGUAUCAUGACCCAGCAUGCACAACGCCCAUCCUCAAAUUGAUGGCUGAACUGGUCCACAACAGGUCACAGCGGCUGCAGUUUGAUGUGUCUUCUCCGAAUGGGAUCCUCCUUUUUCGCGAGACGAGUAAAAUGAUUACAACUUACGGUAACCGUAUCCUCACCUUGGGAGAGGUACCAAAGGACCAGGUUUAUGGACUCAAAUUGAAAGGAAUUUCCAUUUGCUUCUCCAUGUUGAAAGCAGCUCUGAGUGGCAACUAUGUCAACUUUGGUGUCUUCCGUCUCUAUGGUGACGAUGCCCUUGACAAUGCUUUGCAAACGUUCAUUAAACUCCUCCUAUCAAUUCCUCACAGUGACCUUCUGGAUUACCCCAAGCUCAGUCAGUCCUAUUAUUCCUUGUUAGAAGUUCUUACCCAGGACCACAUGAAUUUUAUUGCCAGCCUGGAACCUCAUGUUAUCAUGUACAUUCUGUCCUCCAUUUCAGAAGGUCUUACUGCACUGGACACGAUGGUGUGUACAGGUUGCUGCUCAAGUCUGGACCACAUUGUAACAUACCUCUUCAAGCAGCUAUCCCGUAGCACAAAGAAACGAACAACACCAUUAUCCCAGGAGAGUGACCGCUUCCUACACAUCAUGCAGCAGCAUCCUGAAAUGAUUCAACAGAUGCUGUCCACAGUUCUGAACAUCAUCAUUUUUGAAGACUGCAGAAAUCAAUGGUCCAUGUCACGCCCACUGCUUGGAUUAAUUCUCCUAAACGAAAAGUAUUUUGCUGACUUGAGAAACAGUAUUGUGAACAGCCAGCCUCCAGAGAAGCAACAAGCCAUGCACCUCUGCUUUGAGAAUCUGAUGGAAGGAAUUGAGCGGAACCUAUUGACCAAGAACAGAGACAGAUUCACCCAGAACCUCUCGGUAUUUCGGAGGGAAGUGAACGACUCGAUGAAGAAUUCGACAUAUGGUGUCAACAGCAGCGACAUGAUGAGCUGACGUCUGUCUGUCUCUCACUUCCCACAUGGUUGGAAGGGGUCACUGGGAGAGGGAUGUGCAUCAUUGAUGUUACAUGGGUGGGGAGGUGGUGGAGGAUUGAGGUCAGAGUUAAGUCGGACAGCUCGCAGGGGUUUCAGGUAAACGGGCAGUGCCCACUUCCCCUCCCCUCUCUCAGUUCCCCUGGCAUUGGACUGCAGGACUUGUCACUGACCCUCCCUUUAGCAAACAGAAUCCUGACAGCGAGUGCCUUUGUGCUCUCGCUCCCUCAUCUGCCUUGUAUAAACUUGUACAUUUUUUUUCUUAAGACAUUUUGAACAAUGUUUAUAUGAAAUCAAUUAAAAGAGAGAGAGAGAAACGAAAGAGUUGUGAUUGAAAUUUUUAGAGUUGGAAGUGUGAUCUUGAGAGACUUGGUUGGUGUCAGGUAGAUGGGGUGGAAUGUGUGUGGGAGUUUAGUUAGAUACAGAGCUCUGUAUAAUCAGGACUGAAACUGUACAAAUAAGGACUGAAACUAAACUUACCAACUCGUGGAUUUCACUCCAAUUGUCCCAUCAUUUUUCCAACAAUUGUUCCACUAGUGAUUAGGGAAUUUCUGUAGAAGAGGUAACAGAUACUGUUGCUGCUAAUUAUGUGUUGAGCACAGCUCGUUUAUAUUCACCAAGGAACAGAAAACCAAUGGAUUAUAUAUUUUUAUUGUUCCUUUCCACUGAAUGUUCUGACUAAACAUUUCCGAAUCACUGCGUGAUCAGGUAGGUUGGUAUGUAAGAAUGUUUGCUGCAUCUAGUGUAAGCAUUGUGACUGCGAAUAAACUGUCCAUGGUUUGUACAGAAAGGAGUCUCCCGUGGUUCAAGUAUGCAGAAGAAAAGCUACUGCCUAAAGGAUUGGGCAAGCUGUUCUUUAUUCCCAUUACUGAUCCCUCUACCAUUACCCACCCCCAACCCCCAGUUCUUAAACCUUCUCUCAGCUUCUCCUCCUCUCUCCCCAGGCUUGCCUUUCGUUGGGUAUUUACAUUUUAGGAGAUCUUUGGAUUGCAUGGAAAGCACUGCCAAAACGCAAUUAUGUAAAUACAAAGAAUCCUCUACUCCAAUUACCUGUUUUCCCCUCCCCUCACAUUACUUGCUUCCCCACCUACCCCCUCUUCUCUCUGGCCCUCCCAGCCCAUCUUUCUCCCCUCCCAGCCCAUCUUUCUCUGUCCUUGUUUUUCUAAUAUGUGCAAUGAUAUUAAUAGCUGUGUGGUGUUGCCCAAUUUGUGUUCAUCUGCCUCUUACAUUCCACGGGAUGCCUUUACGUGUGUGACGUUAGACAGGAGUUCAAAGUUGAUGACAUUGUCUUUCCAGUACCUGUUACCAGUCCCUGUUUGAGUAAACUCGGCAACAUAUCCCAGAACUGUUUUAAAGAAGAAACUGAGUUUUCAGUAUUUCUCCAGUUACCUCCAACUGGACUGAGAGCACUUGUGUCUGGUUUUGAACUGAAGCUUUCAAACACGGAGCUCUGGAUUAAAUUCUGUGAGCCAGAGCAGUCCCCGUUCUUGACAAGCAACAGAAUAAGAUGCAGCCAUUCCCGUGCGUUCCUCCAAUCUGCUAUGAAUGUGCAGUGUUUGCUAACGCUGCUGGCUGGUCCAGUGGCUCCUCUAGAUUAGUGGAGACUUCGAUGAUCUUGUCAUCAACAUUAGCAGCCUUCGCUUUUGUUGAUCUUUCAUACACCACGGUGUUAUAGCCCUCCCGAUUCCGGGCUAUUUCUAUGGCAAAGAAUUGGAUCCUGGUAGCUGUGUGGGGAAAGAGGGAAUUGAAAAGCCACAUUAGAGUUCCGUAAAACGAUAUUUUCAUGCAUUUUUUUUCUUUUGCAAUUCCGUAGCUUUUCUUGACCCGUUCAUCUCCCCCCCUCCCCCCAACUUCUCUUCCCCCACCUCCUUCCGUCAUCCCUCACCAAAUAUCGUGUUUUCCUCCACGUAAUCUCUCGAGCAGUCCAGCCGCAGCAGUGUGCCGUAGUUAAAGUCUUCAAUCAGUGUUUCGAACUGCAGGCAGAAUGGGCGCCAUUGCUGCAAGAGGAGAGAAAGUGGAUCAGAGAAAGACCUGCCCUGGGUUUCCUUCUGAGCAUGUGGAAUUGUGCAAAAACCCAGAGCAGCCAAUGACAUGGCAACAAGGACAAUAAAUGAAGGAACUCACGAGUUUGGCCGCUUCUGACUUUAACUUUUCUGGAUCCAGUAUGUCGAUUUUCAAGUCCCUGAACUGCUUCCUGAACUCAGUGUAAAUUUGAUCAUCUUCUCUGGUCAGUUUAAGAAAUUUUGGGUCAACUGAACAAAUGAGCUUUGAAAGGAAGCAGGUGUACCGUGAGUCACAAUGAGUGGUUUUUGUAUUCAUGGCAAUAAUGUGAAAUAAACCUCACACUGUCAUCA